This is a messenger RNA of Brassica napus (rape), 2982 nucleotides long. RefSeq lists its product as uncharacterized. The record is from RefSeq and is a predicted model, not a curated record. The transcript is spliced from 5 exons. The coding region runs from base 1 to 2982 and encodes 993 amino acids. NCBI's taxonomy places the organism in Eukaryota, Viridiplantae, Streptophyta, Magnoliopsida, Brassicales, Brassicaceae. Gene Ontology annotation, molecular function: RNA-DNA hybrid ribonuclease activity; nucleic acid binding.
AUGUCAGGUAGACAUGUUAGCAUACUGGAGAGAAUCGAGAGUUGCAGGAAAGAACUCGCGAGGUGGAAGAAUAGAACCACGAGUAAUGCUAAGAUCAACAUCCAAAGACUGCAAGUUGAACUGGAGACUGAGAUUGGUAAAACCCGUCCUAACACAGAGCUCAUGAAACACCUUAAGCUUGAAUUGGGGAAAGCAUAUAGAGAAGAGGAAGUGUUCUGGCGUCAAAAAUGCAGAGAACAUUGGCUAAGAGAAGGUGACCGGAAUACUGCCUAUUUUCACAAUUGUAGCUUAUUUACUGGCUUUACUGAACGGGUCUCCCCUGAGAUGAAUGCUUCGCUGUGUAAGGAGAUAACAGCUAAUGAGAUCCGUAGAGCAGCCUUUGCUAUUCGUGGUAACAGCGCACCAGGAGAGGAUGGUCUCAAAGGAACUUUCUACCAAAAGUAUUGGCAUAUAGUGGGUGCAGAGCUAGUUGCGGCAGUUCAAGGUUUCUUCAGAGACUCGAUUAUCCCCCGGAUGAGUGAUAUGAGACCUAUCAGCCUCUGCUCAGUUCAGUAUAAAAUAAUUUCGAAGAUCCUCUGUGAUAGACUGAAAAGCAUACUGCCUGACAUCAUCUCAGACACACAAGGUGCCUUUGUCCAAGGUCGUCUCAUAUCAGAUAAUAUUGUGAUAGCUCAUGAACUUGUUCAUGGUCUGAGAACUAACUACUCUGUAUCAAAGGAGUUUAUGGCGAUCAAGACUGACAUGUCGAAAGCAUAUGACAGAGUUGAAUGGUGCUUCCUUGAGGAACUACUGGAAAGAAUGGGUUUUGACAGAAUUUGGGUACGUUGGGUCAUGGCAUGCAUCACUACAGUCACAUAUUCAGUGCUGCUUAAUGGUAGAUCACAUGGUCUUAUCAAACCGGAGAGAGGAAUAAGACAAGGAGACCCUCUGUCACCGUUUCUUUUUAUUCUCUGUGCGCACUGGUCAGCAAACUUAACCAGUCAGAAGGCAAAUGAGGUGGAAAGCACUGAAGUUUUGGACUACUUGAAGGCGUAUGGAGAUGCCUCUGGUCAAAGAAUCAAUCUUCAAAAGUCUUCUAUUAUUUUUGGGUCUCAGGUACUGGAAACCACUAAAGCUCAAGUCAAAGAUAUUCUCGGCAUUGGUGAGGAGGGGGGUGAAGGCACCUACCUGGGUUUGCCUGAAUGUUUUAAAGGGUCUAAAAGGGAUCUCUUAAGCUUCAUAAGAGAGAAACUCCAAUCUCGCCUCCACGGCUGGUUUGCGAAGACAUUAUCACUUGGUGGUAAGGAAGUCUUACUCAAAUCCAUCGCUAUGUCCUUACCAGUAUACGCAAUGUCGAUCUUUAAACUUCCUAAAGAUGUGUGUACUAAGAUCACAAGCGCUAUGAUAGAGUUCUGGUGGGGUGGUGGUAACGGCAAAAGGAAGAUACCAUGGAUUGCUUGGAAGAAGUUAUGCAAGCAGAAGAAGGAUGGGGGUCUGGGUUUCCACGACAUCACCAAAUUCAACCAGUCUCGUCUCGGGAAGCAAGCGUGGAGAAUCAUGACUAAUCCUAACUCACUGGUGGCUAGAGUGCUGAAGAGCAAGUACUUUGAAAACGGUGACUUUCAACACAGUACGCUUGGCUCUAGACCCUCUUAUGCUUGGAGAAGCAUUCUCCAUGGCAGAGAAUUACUGAGUAAAGGCUUGGUUCGUGACAUUGGGAAUGGUGAGAACUCUAACGUGUGGGGUGUUAACUGGAUCAUUGAUCCUGCUCCAAGACCUCCCAAUUACAGACAAGACAGCAUCAUUAACUUGACCCUGAAGAUAUCAGAUCUCCUCAUUCCUAACACUUCAUCAUGGGAUAGUGGACGAGUUCGACAAGCCUUCACUGAACACGAUGCUGAAAUCAUUCUACGGUUGAAACCAAACCGCAGCAAGGAAGAUGGCUUUAAAUGGGGCUUCACUAGAGAUGAUGAGAAUGAUCCACAUCAAGCUCCCCUACCACCAUUGGAGAAACACCUCUGGAGCUCGCUGUGGAAGAUCAAAGCACCUGGAAAACUGAAGCUUUUUUUGUGGAAAGCUCUAUCAGGCGCUCUAGCGGUUAUGGACAGACUACGCAGUAGGGGAAUUCAGGUUGACCCUAUGUGCAAGGUUUGUAACAAUGGUACGGAGACGAUUUGUCACCUCCUAUUCACUUGUCCAAUGGCCAGAGACGUUUGGGAAAGAGCCUCAAUUGUUCUUCCUCCUGGAGGUUUUUCUCAAAACUCUGCUUUUCUCAACCUUUAUCAUCUAUUGAAGCAAAUGCAGAAAAAGCCAAAAGAUAUGAAUGUCCAGGCCUUUCCCUGGAUCAUUUGGUAUCUAUGGAAGUCAAGGAACGGGUUGAUCUUCGAAAGGAGGCAUUACUCCUCUGUCUCAGUUUUAUUGAAAGCGAAAGAAGAAGCUAACGUGUGGUUUGAGCUCAAUGUGCCUGGAAAUGAAGGUAACCAAUCCUUUUUGACGACGUUAGAGACCUCUCCCUCUUGGACGAGACCUCCGUCGGGUUAUCUCAAAUGCAAUAUAGGAGUGUCAUGGGUUAAUAAUCAGGAUAUGUGUGGAGUUGGUUGGAUCUUGCGUGAUGAUAAAGGCACUACUCUUCUUCAUAGCAGGCGAGCCUUCUCGAAUGUGGAAUCAAAAAAGUCAGCUGAGCUUAUGGCCAUGCAGUGGGCUGUCUCUGAUAUGGUGUACACUCGCCAACAGAAGAUUAUUUUUGAAUUUUCAUGCGUACUGGCAAGACAGGCUCUCACAGCUCCUAAUGAGUUUGUGGAGUGGAGAUACCUAAGAACGGAUAUUCAUCUUCGUCUUAGGGAUUUACAAGACUGGAGUUUCCAAUACUGUGAUCAUCCGGAAAAUUCUAUAGCUCAGGAAAUCGCUGUAAGUGUAACUUCUAGUCGUCGGUUCCAGUCAUACAUUUCUCUGGGUGGACCAACAUGGCUGUUGCAGAGGAUUGAAAGUGAAGCUGCCACCUGA